Hyla sarda is the source of this 4992-nucleotide messenger RNA. RefSeq names its product zinc finger protein 268-like. The record is from RefSeq and is a predicted model, not a curated record. Gene Ontology annotation, biological process: regulation of DNA-templated transcription. The coding region runs from base 955 to 4863 and encodes 1302 amino acids. The transcript is spliced from 12 exons. NCBI's taxonomy places the organism in Eukaryota, Metazoa, Chordata, Amphibia, Anura, Hylidae.
CAUGAAUUGGCUACAUCUGAACAUCGAUCCUGUCCGCUCUCAUAUUUUUGCUUUUUUUCUAUUUUUCAAAGGCCAGACUCAUAAUAGUUGCAGACAGAAGAUGCAGGAAGUAGAAGAUUAUCUGUGCUGCCCCCUCUUAUUAUGUGUGCCGGUCCCCUCUUAUCAGGGCCGGCCCCCUCUUAUUAUGUGUGCCGCACCCCCUCUUGUUAUGUGUACCGGCCCCCCCUCUUAUUAUCUGUGCCGGCCCCCUCAUAUUAUGUGUGCUGGGCCCCUCUUCACUAAAUAGGCUGCUGGGAGCAGGUGGGAUGGACAACAGGGAAUGUGCUGCCCCUUCCUAUCUGUCCACAGGUGGAAACACGGAGGGGGCUAUAGCCCUUACAAGGAGAAAAAAGGAAAAUUACAUUUAAAAGAAUUAAUUUACAUAUUUAAAUAUAAUAAAAAGCUCCUCCUCCGCAUUUAGCCGACCCCACAAUCUCUCUCCUAACCCCUUAUGGUCAUCGCCACAUUUUGCAAAUCGGAACUGUGUUGCUUUAUGCAUUAAUAAUUAAGAGAUUUCAAGAUUGUUUUUUUGUGACAUAUUUUACUUUAACAUAGUGGUAAAUUUUUGUUGAUCCUUGUAUCAUUUCUUUGUAAAAAAAAUUCCCAAAUUUCAUGAAAAAAUUGAAACAUCUGCAUUUUUGUAAAUUAGAAAUUCUCUGCUUGUAAGGAAAAGAAACAUGGCAAAUAAAUUAUAUAUUCAUUCAUAUAUACAAUAUGUUUACUUUAUGUUGCAUCAUAUAGUGGACAUGUUUAAUUUUUAUUUUUUGUUUAAGUGUAGUUUAGUGUACAAAACUAUGAAAAAGCAUCAUGAAACCCAGGAGUAAGAAGCAAAUACAUUCAAGCAAGUUUCUCCAAUCCAGGAUCCUCUGCUGAUAUCUUCUAUAUAAGAGAAUUCUCCUGGAUGACCCAUCAACCAUGGAGAGAGACAGGAACAAGAUGGCCGACAGGAUCAUAAACCUCACCCUACAGAUACUCUUCCGGCUUACUGGAGAGGAAUACACAGUAGGGAAGAAGUCCUCUAGUGGGCGCUGUCGGGUCCCUGUGUGUGAAGAAUGGGGAAGAACCCUGAGCCCAAUCCCGGGGCCCCCACCUCACUCCCUGAUACAUGAGGAAAUGGAUGAACAGAAGAUCCGAGAACUUAUCAAGAUGAUGGAGCUGCUGACUGGAGAGGUUCCUAUAAGGUGUCAGGACGUGGCGGUCUAUUUCUCCAUGGAGGAGUGGGGGUAUGUAGAAGGACAGAAGGAUCAGUACAAGGAUCAGGUCAUGAUGGAGGAUCAGCAGCCCCUCACAUCAGCAGUCAGAUCCAGUAAGAGAACAGCACCAGAGAGGUGUCCCCAUCCUCUUGAUGAUCAGUAUAAGGAGGACAUUACUACAGGGAAAGAUCUGAUCUAUAUUAAUGCUACAGACUUAAAGGAAGAAGAAGAGACAGAUGUGAGCCGUGAUGAGCAGUAUAAGGAGAACAUUCCUACAGGGAAAGAUCAGAUCUAUAUUAAUGCUACAGACAUAAAGGAAGAAGUAGGAGAGACAGAUGUGAGCGGUGAUGAGCAGUAUAAGGUGGACAUUCCAACAGGAAAAGAUCUAAUGUAUUUUACAGAUAUAAAGGAAGAAGAAGAAGAGACAGAUGUGUGCGGUGAUGAGCAGUAUAAGGAGGACAUUCCUACAGGGAAAGAUCUGAUCUAUAUUAAUCCUACAGACAUAAAGGAAGAAGAAGAAACAGACGUGAGCUGUGAUGAGCAGUAUAAGGAGGACAUUCCUACAGGUAACCACCCAGAUUCUUGUACCAGGAGAUCAGAGGAGAAUCUUAUAUCUUCAGAUUAUAAAGCAGAUGAUGAUAUCACACAAGAUACAUAUGAAGAACAUUCCAUUAUCCCAGAUACACCCUCAGCCCUUCACAGCCAAGAUCUGUCAUCUCAUCCUUAUAUACAGGUCCUGUCUUCUCAUUCAUCACAGGAUGUUCAGCAAAAAAAAAGUCACAGAAGGGGUGUUGGACAUCAAAGAAAUUGUGCAAGGGAGAAGCAGUAUUCAUGUUCAGAAUGUGGGAAAUGUUUUACUGCCACAUCACAUCUUAUUCAGCAUCAAAGAACUCACACAGGAGAGAAACCAUUUUCAUGUUCAGAAUGUGGGAAAUGUUUUUCAGCAAAAUCAGGUCUGGCCAUACAUCAAAGAAUUCACACAGGAGAAAAGCCAUUUUUAUGCUUAGAAUGUGGGAAAUGUUUUACUCAGAAAUCAAAUCUUGUUACACAUCAAAGAAGUCACAGUAAGUUGUCAUGUAGAGACUAUGGAAAAUGUUUUACCCAGACAAGAGCUCUUGUUAAACAUAUAAAAAGUCACAUACGUGGGAAGCCAUUUUCAUGUGUACAAUGUGGGAAAUGUUUUGCUUGGAAAUCAGAUCUUGAUAAACAUAAAAAAACUCAUACAGGGGAGAAGCCAUUUUCAUGUGCAGAAUGUGGGAAAUGUUUUGCUUGGAAACCAGAUCUUGUUAUACAUCUAACAACUCACACAGGUGAAAAGCCAUUUACAUGCACAGAAUGUGGGAAAUGUUUUUCUCGGAAAUCCUCUCUUGGCAAACAUCAAAGAACUCACACUGGAGAGAAGCCAUUUUCAUGUUUAGAAUGUGGGAAAAGUUUUACUGACAAGUCAAAUCUUUUUCAGCAUAAAAAAACUCACACAGGAGAGAAGCCAUUUUCAUGUUCAGAAUGUGGGAAAUGUUUUACUUAUAAAAGAGACCUUGUUACACAUCAAAGAACCCACACAGGAGAGAGGCCAUAUUCAUGUUCAGAGUGUGGGAAAAGUUUUACUGACAAAUCAAAUCUUAUUUACCAUAUAAGAACUCACACAGGAGAAAGGCCAUUUUCAUGUUCAGAAUGUGGGAAAACUUUUACUCAGAAAUCAAAUCUAAUUCAUCAUCUCAAAAUUCACACAGGAGAGAAGCCAUUUUCAUGUUCAGAAUGUGGGAAAAGUUUUACUCAGAAAUCAAAUCUAGUUCAUCAUCUCAAAAUUCACACAAGGGAGAAGCCGUUUAGAAUUCCCCUGGGUGACCAAUCAUCCAUGGAGAGAGACAGGAACAAGAUGGCCGACAGGAUCAUAAACCUCACCCUACAGAUACUCUUCCGGCUUACUGGAGAGGAUUACACAGUAGUGAAGAAGUCCUCUAGUGGACGCUGUCGGGCCCCUGUGUGUGAAGGAUGGGGAAGAACCCUGAGCCCAAUCCCGGGGCCCCCACCUCACUCCCUGAUACAUGAGGAAAUGGAUGAACAGAAGAUCCGAGAACUUAUCAACAAGAUGAUGGAGCUGCUGACUGGAGAGGUUCCUAUAAGGUGUCAGGACGUGGCGGUCUAUUUCUCCAUGGAGGAGUGGGAGUAUGUAGAAGGACACAAGGAUCAGUACAAGGAUCAGGUCAUGAUGGAGGAUCAGCAGCCCCUCACAUCACCAGUCAGAUCCAGUAAGAGAACAGCACCAGAGAGGUGUCCCCGUCCUCUUCUUCCACAGGAUGAUCAGGAAGAAGAUCUGAUCAGUAUUAAUGCUCCAGAUAUGGGGGAAGAUGAAGAAGAAGAGACAGAUGUGAGCGGUAAUGAGCAGUAUAAGGAGGACAUUCCUAUAGUUAAUCGCCCAGAUUCUUGUACCAGGAGAUCAGAGGAUAAUCUUAUAUCUUCAGAUUAUAAAGCAGAUGAUGAUAUCACACAAGAUACAUAUGAAGAACAUUCCAUUAUCCCAGAUACACCCUCAGCCCUUCACAGCCAAGAUCUGUCAUCUCAUCCAUCAAAACAAGUCCCAUCAUCUGAUUCAUCACAGCAAAAUAAGGAGAAGCCGUUUUUAUGUUCAGAAUGUGGGAAAUGUUUUACUUUAAAAUCGAGUCUUGUUAGACAUCAAAGAACUCACACAGGGGAGAAACCAUUUUCAUGCUCGGAAUGUGGGAAAUGUUUUACUCUCAAAUCACAUUAUGUUAAACAUCUAAGAACUCACACAGGGGAGAAACCAUUUUCAUGUUCAGAAUGCGGGAAAUGUUUUAGUCAGAAAUCAAUUCUUGUUACACAUAAAAGAACUCACACAGGAGUUAAACCAUUUUCUUGUUCAGAAUGUGGAAAAUGUUUUACCCUCAAAUCACAUUAUGUUAAUCAUGAAAGAACUCACACAGGGGAGAAGCCAUUUUCAUGUUCAGAAUGUGGGAAAAGUUUUAGUCAGAAAUCAAUUCUUGUUGCACAUAAAAGAACUCACACAGGAGAGAAACCAUUUUCAUGUUCAGAAUGUGAGAAAUGUUUUAGUCACAAAUCAUAUCUUCUUGAACAUCGAAAAACUCACACAGGAGAGAAGCCAUUUUCAUGUUCACAAUGUGAGAAAUCUUUUACUCAGAAAUUACAACUUGUUAGACAUGAAAAAACUCACACAGGAGAGAAGCCAUUUUCAUGUUCAGAAUGUGGGAAAUGUUUUAGUCAGAAAUCAUAUCUUCUUGAACAUGAAAGAGUUCACACAGGAGAGAAGCCUUUUUCAUGUUCAGAAUGUGGGAAAUCUUUUACUUCCAAAUCCAACGUUGUUAAUCACAUAAGAAGUCACACGGGAGAGAAGCCAUUUUCAUGUUCAGAAUGUGGGAAAUCUUUUAUGUGGAAAGUAUCUCUUGAUAUACAUCAAAGAACUCACAAAGGAGAGAGGCCUUUUUCAUGUGUAAAAUGUGGGAAAUCUUUUACUCAGAAAUCACAUCUUAAUCAGCAUAAGAAAAAACACACAGGCGAGAAGCCUUUUUCAUGUUCAGAAUGCGGGAAAUUUUUUACUCAUAAAUCAAGUUUUACCAGACAUCUAAGAAUUCACACAGGAGAGAAGCCGAUUUAGAGUAAUAAAUGAUGCAGAUAAGACAUCUAUAUAUUAACCGUGUACAUAGGAUAUCUGACAUUUAUACAUAUAUCAUAUACUGCAUCUCCAAACUUGUUCCCAAUUGUUAAUAAAAGUUUUUUUUUAGUA